Aspergillus steynii IBT 23096 is the source of this 2035-nucleotide messenger RNA. Its product is annotated as PKD domain-containing protein. The transcript is spliced from 2 exons. Lineage: Eukaryota; Fungi; Ascomycota; Eurotiomycetes; Eurotiales; Aspergillaceae. The record is from RefSeq and is a predicted model, not a curated record. The coding region runs from base 11 to 2035 and encodes 674 amino acids.
GGGGAAAACUAUGUUUUCCCGACCAUUUAACUGGUUCACACUAGUGAUAUUCAUGGGAUCUGUGGUCGGUGCUACUCAUUCGACCGAAAUCCUCUGCACCACUCUUGUUAAAGAUGGCCCGAUGCAAAUCACCCCCGACUGUGUUGAUCCGAUCUAUAACUCCCCUAUCUUCACCAACACCUCCGAAGAAACCUCACCUGUCACGCAUCGAAAGGUGUCUGGAUACUUCAAUGGCACUGAGACUGAGUUCAACAUCUACAUGCCGUACGACGGCUGGAAAGGCCGUUUCUUCCAAAUGGUUUAUCCGGGGCAAAUGGCUGUAGCGUCGUCCGGAGAGAUCGAGUUUACUAUUGAGGCCGGUGGCUACACUGUCCAUGUUGGUGGCACUGGAGGCUAUCGGGCUGAUGCUGCCGUUGCGAAGAUAUCCCGGAAGCUUGCGCACAAGUUCUACAACCAGCAUUCUCGCAAGAUAUACGGCUACAUUUAUGGUGGUAGUGGUGGCUCUUUCGAGACUGUUGGAGGUGUGGAAAACACCAUCUCUAUUUGGGAUGGUAGCGUGCCUCUCAUCCAGGGAAUUCCAAUCUCAGACCCUACUGGUGCUUCUAUCACUGCAUUUGGAGGAUUUGUGAUGGGGAAUAAAUCAAGGGAUAUCCAGGAUGCGGUCCGCCCGGGCAGUAUCCAUGAUCCUAAGGACAUUUUGAACCCUGUCCAGCGUGCUGUGUGGAAAGAAGUCACGGCUUUAGGUAUGCCUCCCGGGGCUUGGGAGGACUUCGACGGUAGUGGCCGUAAUCGAUCACAGGUUUAUGAGCUUCUCCAGGCUGCGGCAGUUGGCCUGAAGACAACUGAUCCUACUUACGUUGAUGACUGGUGGAGUAAGCCAGGAUAUUUGGGAACAGAGGACUCGGAGCUGGGAGACCUGUUCCGUUCGUCCUUGAUCGAGUUCAACGCCACUGUUUUUCAAGUCGAUCGCGAUGCCGACAACGUCCCAGUAGGAAUGACUUUGAAUGCAUCACCGUUGGAAGCACUUCGUCGCAACUGGUAUGACUUCACCAUUCAGUCGGAAUGCGAAGGAGUGAAGGAUGGCGAAUUCACAGGUCAUAUGGAUCCCGACUCGGGCAAAGUUUCAAUCUACUCCGAUCAGAACAGCACCGUCCUCAACUGUUUGGAAAAGGGCAUAAAUGUUCGUGUGGAUAAUCGGUGGUACCUCGCUCUUCAUACCUUCCACCGGCACGAAGUCCCUAGCAGUGGUGGGUACUACGCCUUUGAUUACCUUCGCGACGAAGAUGGAAAGCCUCGAUAUCCCCAGCGCAGUGUCCUCGCAGCUUUUACUUUCGCAGAGUCGGCGAGUGGCGGUGGAACCAACACUGGGAACUUCAGCGGAAAGAUGAUCGUCAUGGACACCUUGCUGGACAACAAAGCUUUCCCGUGGCAAGCUGACUGGUACCGCGAGAAAGCCAAAAAAGCCCUUGGUGACCGAUUCAAUGACAACUACCGUCUUUAUUACAGCGACCAUGCCGACCAUGAAAUGGGCCCUGUUCAGGAAGCUGUGAAGUAUCGCUUGAUUGACUUCACCGGCCUCUUUGAGCAACAUUUACGCGAUCUCGCCGCUUGGGUGGAAGAUGGAAUUGAACCCCCGACACAAACUAGGUAUAAGAUCGAGAACAGCCAGGUGAAGGUCCCAGCUUCUGCCUCCCAACGGGGUGGCAUUCAACCCGUUGCCCACUUGAAAGUCCAGAAUGGCACUCGGGCAGAAAUCCGCGCCGGAUCCUCAGUGACUCUCCAAGCAAAUAUCGAGGUGCCUCAUGAUGCUGGAAAGAUUGUCUCUGUUGAGUGGGAUCUUUAUGGAAACGCAAGCUUCGCGGCAGUGGACUUCGGACCACCCAACAGGCUGGUCAACGUGAAUGUUACUCACACCUAUGAAACUCCCGGUGUGUACAUUCCAAGUGUCAGAGUCGCUUCCCAUCGAUCUGGUGAGAAAGGAAGUUCGAAUUUUCUAGCAUACAAUAUGGGUCGUGCGCGGGUCGUUGUGAAAUAA